AUGUUAUUCUAUCAAGUUCUUUUAAUAAACUUUAAUAUCCGUGCCAUUGUUCUCUUUCAUUUUUCUUUUUUUUUUAGUGUUUUUCCUUUCAGAACUCGUUUUUUUUUUCUUUUUUCUUCUUUCUUUCAUUCUAUCAGAUUUCUUUUGUUUGAAUUCUUUCAGAUUUUUUUCUCUUUAGUGUCCUUUCUUUCAGAGUGUUUUCUUUUUUCUCUCUUGUCUUCUUUCCUUCAUUCUUUCUUUCAAUUUUUUUUAGUUCUUUUUUUUUCAAGUUACUUUGCUUCAUUCUUUGUUUUCUCCAUCUUGCAUUCUUUUUCUUUCUUCUUCAAGGUUUCUUUUUCUCAAACAAGUUUUUUUGUUGGCUUUAUUUCUUUUCUUUCUCACCUUUCUAUUUUUUCUCCUUUUUUUUUGUUUUCUUCAUUUUUUUUUAAUAUUUUUCUUUCAUCUAAAUUUCCCUUUUGUUUUGACUUUUUCAAUUUUUUUAAAAAUGUUGUAAUCUAUCUUCCCUUCUCAUUCUUUUUCUUUUUCAUUCUAUUUUUCUUUUCACCAUCUUGUCUUUUUCCUUCCUUCUUUCUCACCUUUAUUUUUGCCAUUUUUAAAAAAAAAUCUUCUGAAUCUUUCUCUUCCACUUCCCUCCAUCCCUACCCGAUGCUCCAUGAAAAAUGGUCAUUAAAUCUCGUUGGCUCAUAUUCAUGA
Molecule: messenger RNA, 693 nt
Organism: Acanthosepion pharaonis
Lineage: Eukaryota; Metazoa; Mollusca; Cephalopoda; Sepiida; Sepiidae
Source: the annotation of a GenBank genome assembly